AGGAUCGAGCACACUCAUGCUUGGACAUGCCGAACAAGAGCACCGACGACGAUAAUUCCCCGCUGCCCUGCAGCUGCCCAGCUUCUAGAAGCUCAGGAGAUGACAGAGCUCCAACACCAGCGUCCAUCAUCUCGCUACAACGUCAGGCAUUAGCGGCUGUCCUGGACGCCAGACUACGAAUGAGUGCAGAACAAGCUGACGACGAGCAAAGACAAAGCGCUGACCGACGCGCUCAGGAUCACAGGGAGAGCUUCCGACGUCUCCACGAAGAAGCAUCAAGCUUCGCCGACUUCUUCACCAACGCGAGAUUGCCAGCCAUGAGGACCUUUUCGCCAGAGGCUGCCCGCAGCUCAUCCAACUCUUCCGACAGGAAUCCACGCAUGGAUCAAGAUUUCGAACUGGCAAUGGAACUGGCUUGUGAAGAAAUGUCGGCGAUACACGCGAGAGCCCAGCUGCCCAUGAACUAUGAAGCCAGCCAUCCCCCAGAGCAACCAUCCAGCGAAAGCGACGAAGACAAAAGCGUAUCCAGCGCAGGAAGUGGUUCCAUCACCACCGCGGCCGUCCUCGCAAACGUUGUAGCUCCACUGGAAGCAACUGUGGCUCGCAUCAGAGCCCAGAUCAACACGAUUGGCAAUCGAGUCGACGAGCUCUUCAAGCAACAAGCCCACAUCUCUCGCCAGCUCAAUCUCAUCCUAGAGAGCGGCCCACGUCCCUUCAAGCGGAUUAUCAUCAAUCUAUGGGCUCAAUUCAAGGAAAGCGAUUCCCAACCAAAGCAAAUCACCGCGUUUGUCACCAUCCACUAUCAGCAUUCGGAAAUGGCUGCCCUCUUCAAGAAGACCGAAGAAACCACGUUCCAUAGAGAGGGAGACGUCGUCGAGCAAGCUCCAUAUAUCGCAGGAGCGGUGACGGCCAAACGCAAGGAAAUCGCAAGAGCUGCCCACGCUCUCCAAGGACCAGUGGCUCAGAUCACUGCAUCAGUGGAUCAACACUUCAUCAGAGUUGGCGCGGAGCCCGAGAUGCCAAGACCAAUAUGGACGUCGACAAGAUUGACCGCAUCCAGUCUCCGAUACUCCGGCAACAUCACCACGGAAUUCAGACGAAAAUUGGUCAAACUGCUGAGAACCGACAGCUUCCGAGACACCCAAUGGAUCACCAUUCUUCCCCUAUACCCUCCGGAUGAAGAGGCUGCCCACGACGAAGCAGAAGCCGUCGAAGACGUGGGAGAAGUAUCCGAUUAAAUCUAAUUAAUUGUUGAUCGGUCUUGUUGACGCGGCUGACCACCCGCAUUAUAAAUGUUCUGUUUUGACCGA
This is a messenger RNA of Caenorhabditis elegans, 1310 nucleotides long. RefSeq lists its product as uncharacterized. The record is from RefSeq and is marked reviewed. The transcript has 4 exons. Lineage: Eukaryota; Metazoa; Nematoda; Chromadorea; Rhabditida; Rhabditidae. The coding region runs from base 27 to 1238 and encodes 403 amino acids.